This is a messenger RNA of Suricata suricatta (meerkat), 1767 nucleotides long. Its product is annotated as tetratricopeptide repeat protein 30B. Gene Ontology annotation, biological process: intraciliary transport. NCBI's taxonomy places the organism in Eukaryota, Metazoa, Chordata, Mammalia, Carnivora, Herpestidae. The transcript has 2 exons. Bases 1 to 1764 code for a protein of 587 amino acids. The record is from RefSeq and is a predicted model, not a curated record. Gene Ontology annotation, cellular component: axonemal microtubule; intraciliary transport particle B. Gene Ontology annotation, molecular function: protein binding; intraciliary transport particle B binding.
AUGGCCGCGCUGAGCAGCUCGCAAAUCCCCGAUGGGGAGUUCACUGCCGUCGUGUACCGGCUCAUCCGCGAUUCGCGCUACGCCCAGGCCGUGCAGCUGCUGGGCAGCGAGCUCCAGCGGAGCCCGAGGAGCCGCGCCGGCCUGUCGCUGCUGGGCUACUGCUACUACCGCCUGCAGGAGUUCACGCUGGCGGCCGAGUGCUAUGAGCAGCUGAGCCAGCUGCACCCCGAACUGGAGCAGUACCGCCUGUACCAGGCCCAGGCCCUGUACAAGGCCUGCCUCUAUCCAGAGGCCACCCGGGUCGCCUUCCUCCUCCUGGACAACCCCGCCUACCACAACCGGGUCCUCCGUCUGCAAGCCGCGAUCAAGUACAGCGAGGGUGACCUGCCAGGGGCCAAGAGCCUGGUGGAGCAGCUACUGGGCGGGGAAGGGGCAGAGGACAGUGGGGGCGAGAACGAGCCCGAUGGUCAGGUCAACCUGGGGUGUUUGCUCUACAAGGAGGGACAGUAUGAGGCCGCGUGUUCCAAGUUCUUUGCGGCCCUCCAGGCUUCUGGCUACCGGCCUGACCUUUCCUACAACCUGGCCUUGGCUUAUUACAGCCGCCGGCACUAUGCCCCGGCGCUGAAGCACAUUGGUGACAUUAUUGAGCGUGGCAUCCGCCAGCACCCAGAGCUAGGUGUGGGCAUGACCACUGACGGCAUUGAUGUUCGAAGUGUUGGCAACACCUUAGUCCUUCACCAGACUGCCCUGGUGGAAGCCUUCAACCUCAAGGCAGCCAUAGAAUACCAACUGAGAAACUAUGAGGCGGCCCAGGAAGCCCUCACUGACAUGCCACCCAGGGCAGAAGAAGAGUUGGACCCGGUGACCCUGCACAACCAGGCGCUAAUGAACAUGGAUGCCAGGCCUACAGAAGGGUUUGAAAAGCUACAGUUUUUGCUCCAACAGAACCCCUUUCCCCCGGAGACCUUUGGCAACCUGCUGCUGCUCUACUGCAAGUAUGAGUAUUUUGACCUGGCAGCAGAUGUCCUGGCUGAGAAUGCCCAUUUCACUUACAAGUUCCUCACACCCUAUCUCUAUGACUUCUUGGAUGCUUUGAUCACUUGCCAGACAGCCCCUGAAGAGGCGUUCAUUAAGCUGGAUGGGCUAGCAGGGAUACUGACUGAACAGCUCCGGAAACUCACCAUACAAGUACAGGAAGCAAGACACAAUAGAGAUGAUGAAGCUGUCAAGAAGGCAGUGAAUGAAUAUGAUGACACUCUGGAGAAGUAUAUUCCUGUGUUGAUGGCCCAGGCCAAAAUCUACUGGAACCUUGAGAAUUAUCCAAUGGUGGAAAAGAUCUUCCGCAAAUCUGUGGAGUUCUGUAAUGACCAUGAUGUGUGGAAAAUCUACCAUCUCUGCAUUGUGAAUUUGGUGAUAGGCACGCUUUAUUGUGCCAAAGGAAAUUAUGACUUUGGUAUUUCUCGGGUUAUCAAAAGCCUGGAACCUUAUCAUAAGAAACUGGGAACUGAUACCUGGUAUUAUGCCAAAAGAUGCUUCCUGUCCUUAUUAGAAAACAUGUCAAAACACACAAUCCUGCUUCGUGACAGUGUUAUUCAAGAAUGUGUCCAGUUUCUAGAACAAUGUGAACUCUAUGGGAGAAACAUACCUGCCGUUAUUGAACAACCUUUGGAAGAAGAAAGAAUGCAUACUGGAAAGAAUACAGUCACAUAUGAAUCCAGACAGCUAAAAGCUUUGAUUUAUGAGAUUAUAGGAUGGAAUAUAUAGUAA